This is a messenger RNA of Lytechinus pictus (painted urchin), 2100 nucleotides long. RefSeq names its product steroidogenic acute regulatory protein, mitochondrial-like. The coding region runs from base 13 to 735 and encodes 240 amino acids. The record is from RefSeq and is a predicted model, not a curated record. Lineage: Eukaryota; Metazoa; Echinodermata; Echinoidea; Temnopleuroida; Toxopneustidae. Gene Ontology annotation, molecular function: lipid binding. The transcript has 5 exons.
UUCCAGGCCACUAUGGACUUGGCAGGGAUCCCGGUGGACAAAGUACUUGAAUUCUUCACCGACCCAGAGCAGAGGCGGAAGUGGAACAAGAAAUCGCCGACAUUCGAGAUCUUGGAAGAGAGGGACGACUUCAAAAUUGUCUACACAGUAUUCAAGAUGCCCACAGCCUGUGAUGACCGGGAUGUUGUCCAAUGCACUGUAGUAAGAUCAGAUGAAGACCCAAUCCGUCAUACCAUCCUUUACAAGAGCUGCAAUCACCCAAGCAAACCACCAAAUAACAAAGGCCACAUAAGAGCUGAUGUUGGUGUAAUGGGUAUUGUGAUUAGGCCUAAGGAAGGUGAUGACGUAGCAACCCACGUGACCUGGGUAGGUCAGGUCAACCUCAAAGGAUGGAUGCCCAAGAUGAUGGUGAAUAAGGUCACAGUCGGUUAUCCGGUAUCGCUAUACGAUGACAUCAACACGUACUGGAAGAAAUUGACGGGGCAAGAUAAGAAGGACAAGAAAGAAACAAAAGCCGAAGGGGAAGAAGAAAACAAAACAGAGGAAGGAGGCGAAGCAAAGGCCGAAGAAGAAAAACCCGCCGAGAACGGAGAUGCAGAGCCGGAGAAAGCCGAAGAAAAGGCCGAAGAGAAAGCCGAAGAGACGAACGCCGAGGAGAAGAAGGAGGAAGCGGCGUCGGAAGAAAAACCAGCCUCGGAUGAGAAACCGGCCGAAGAGGGCGCUGCAACAGAAUAAGAUGACCUUCUUGAAAGCGAGGAGGAAAAUCGAUUCGAGAGAGAGAGAGAGUUUUAUCAAAAUGGACAUUUUUUCAAACACGUGCCCGAUGUUUGAUUUCUUUUGUUGGAAGAACGUCUCAUGUUUAUUGAUAAUAUUUUAAAUGAUGCGUUCUUGAUUUUAAGAGAUAUAAGCCCUCUGUCACCGCUAUUUUGAUGUAGAGUUACGUUCCCACGUUGAGAUAAGUAGGAAGAGAAAUAUUACUUGUCUUGGUGUGAACGCAAGUUUCUCCUACUCGUUGUGUGUAAACGCACUUGGUCAGCAAUUACCCCCUUCUUUAGUUAUACGCCAUUUUACAAAAAGAGAUAGUUUCUUGACUCGAUGCAAACUAGGGUUUAAUCAUUGUUAGGUUAGGAGAAUUAGCAAACUUUGGAAAGGCAAGUUUGCGCUGUUCGUUUUGACAUUCACACACACAUACACAAACACACUGUGCAAGGCACAACUAGUUGAAGCAGUUUUUGACGGAAGUUUGCGUCAGCAUUCUUGCGUUAGCUAAGUGAUAAUUCGUUCGUAUCGAGCAUUUAGACUAUCAUUACUCGAGAGAAUAAUUUACACAUGAUAGUAAUAUCUAUCCCAAACACUGGAAGAAGAAUAAUGGCAUUCCAUUUUGCUUUUUGUGAGUUUAUAUAAAAAUAAUAUUGACUGAUCUUUCUAUUACUAGCAACAUAUCGAAAAUGAGUUAAGUCUUUCUAUUCUUAAAGGGUAUUUCAUUUCAUUUUUCUUGGUCUUGUUUUGUCAUUUAUAUACUUAUUCGAAUACCAUACCGGGGGAGCGUUUCAUGAAACAAAUAGUGAUUCCAACUUCUUAAUUUACUAUUAGCCAAUCAGAUGCAAGGAUUUCGGUAGCUUAUAACAGUAGCGAAUAUCUUGGACUAUUCCUUUCAUGAAAUGCUCCCUAAUUUCCCCAACUAGGAUCGUACAUGCAAACACAAGAGCAAAUAGCUUUGCGGAUAAUUUCGUCACUGUUUGGAGAAAGCGAGAUGAUAGAUUUAGUCAUGAUUUCAGAGUAUUUUACAUGAAAAUUAUCGUGGUAGAAAGUAAUCGUUUUUAAUGUUAUUUUCUUGCAUUAAACCAACGAACGUAGAGGGCUUCAACGCUUUGCACUGUUGACGCUCUCUACGUUCGUUGCAUUAAACGAACGGAAAGGUGCCUUGCAUGCGUUUGGACUUAUAAUGAUAAUAAUAUAUCACCAAACUGUGUUUCAUUUUGACGGCUUCCGGUGUAUAUAUUCUUUUAUUCAUUUAUUAUUUUGUCUACUUUUGACGGCAACUAUAUUGGAAUAUUAUACAAAAAUCAUUGAAAUUGCGACAUUUAGAAUGAAGAGGUU